Harpegnathos saltator (Jerdon's jumping ant) is the source of this 3289-nucleotide messenger RNA. Its product is annotated as RNA cytidine acetyltransferase l(1)G0020. NCBI's taxonomy places the organism in Eukaryota, Metazoa, Arthropoda, Insecta, Hymenoptera, Formicidae. The coding region runs from base 165 to 3209 and encodes 1014 amino acids. The record is from RefSeq and is a predicted model, not a curated record. Gene Ontology annotation, biological process: rRNA acetylation involved in maturation of SSU-rRNA. Gene Ontology annotation, cellular component: 90S preribosome; nucleolus. Gene Ontology annotation, molecular function: ATP binding; 18S rRNA cytidine N-acetyltransferase activity; tRNA binding. The transcript is spliced from 17 exons.
UUGCCUGUUGCCUGGUAUUGUGCAAGGGGCUGUAUGCAGAAGUUUGUGCUCUGGCCCCAACCCUAGGCUCGGCUAAAAGCAGCCUAUGACCCCUCUCCUUCUUCUCUUUGGUGACAGUAUAAUUUUGAAGUAGAGCAGGUUGAGUGAAUCAAUCUUUUAUUAAAAUGGUUCGUAAAAAAAUAGAUAAUCGUAUACGAGUUUUGAUAGAAAAUGGUGUUGCUGUGGGGCACAGAACAAUGUUCAUCGUUAUCGGUGAGAAAGCAAGAGAUCAAGUGGUAUUAUUGCAUCAUAUGUUAUCCAAAACUGUUGUAAAGGCUAGGCCUUCUGUAUUAUGGUGCUAUAAAAAAGAUCUAGGUUUUAGUAGUCACAGAAAGAAACGCAUGAAGUCUUUACAGAAAAAAAUUAAGUCAGGUAAAUUGGAUGUUAAUGAGGAUGACCCAUUUGAAUUGUUUGUUGUUUCAACCAACAUUCGUUAUUGCUAUUACAAUGAAACACAUAAAAUAUUAGGUAAUACUUAUGGCAUGUGUAUAUUACAGGAUUUUGAAGCAAUUACACCAAAUCUAUUGGCACGUACUAUUGAAACAGUAGAAGGUGGUGGAAUAAUUGUAUUUUUGUUACAAUCUAUGAACUCUUUGAAGCAAUUGUAUACAAUGAACAUGGAUGUCCAUCAGAGGUUCCGCACAGAAGCUCAUAAAGAUAUCAUAUGUCGAUUUAAUGAAAGAUUUCUAUUAUCACUGGCUUCUUGUAAUCGGUGUUUAGUAGUUGAUGACCAACUAAAUGUAUUGUCUAUAUCUUCUCACAAUCUAAAAAUUGAACCUGUGCAUAAGUCUACUAUAUCAGAGGAGCAAUCAAGUUUAGAUGAUUUAAAGGAGCAUCUAAAAGAUACUCAGCCUGUAUCUGCAUUAAUUAAUUGUUGUAAAACCACUGAUCAGGCAAAAGCAGUUCUGAAGUUCAUUGAAUGUAUCUCAGAAAAAACAUUACGGUCUACUGUAUCAUUAACUGCAGCUAGGGGACGUGGAAAAUCAGCUGCACUAGGACUCGCCAUUGCUGGUGCUAUUACUUUUGGAUACUCCAACAUAUAUAUUUCAAGUCCUUCUCCAGAAAAUUUGAACACACUUUUUGAAUUUGUGUUCAAAGGAUUUGAUGCUUUAGGAUAUCAGGAACAUCUAGACUAUGGUUUAGUACAGUCUACAAAUCCUGAAUUCAAUAAAGCUACAGUGCGCGUAAAUAUAUUUCGCGACCAUCGUCAAACAAUUCAAUAUAUCCAUCCAACGGACACACAUAAGUUAAAUCAAGCAGAAUUACUUGUAAUCGACGAAGCAGCAGCAAUUCCUCUACCUUAUGUCAAAACUAUGCUUGGACCUUAUCUGAUAUUUCUGGCAUCGACUAUAAAUGGAUAUGAAGGUACGGGCCGAUCAUUAUCACUCAAACUGCUACAGCAAUUACGGACACAGACCAUCGGAUCAAACAGUCAUGGAAAGAAUGAGGAGCAAAAUGAGAAGACUCUUGUUGGGAGACAAUUACAUGAACUUACUCUUGACGAAUCGAUCCGUUACAAACCUAGUGAUGCCGUGGAGCAGUGGUUAUGUGAUUUACUUUGUUUGAACGCUACGAUAUACGCACCUAUUUUAUCUGGAUGUCCUCCUCCCGACACAUGUCAAUUGUAUUACAUAAACAGGGAUACAUUGUUCUCUUAUCACAAGGCCUCUGAAUUGUUCUUACAACGAUUGGUUUCUCUAUAUGUCGCAUCGCAUUAUAAAAACACACCUAACGACUUACAAAUGAUGUCUGACGCACCUGCACAUCAUUUAUUUUGUCUGUUGGGACCUGUAGAUCUCAAUAAAAAGACUUUACCUGAAAUACUAGUCGUUCUGCAAAUUUGCUUGGAAGGUGAAGUUAGCAAAACCAGUGUGAGUGAAGGCCUUUCACGAGGUCGUAGAGCAUCCGGCGAUUUAAUACCAUGGACAAUCGCUCAGCAAUAUCAAGACGAAGAUUUUCCACUAUUGGCGGGUGCGCGCAUUGUUCGUAUUGCUACGCAUCCAGAUUAUCACGGAAUGGGAUACGGUAGUCGUGCAUUGCUGCUAUUAAAGCAAUAUUAUGAAAUGCAACUACCUAAUAUUAACGAAGACGUUGUGCAAGAACCGAUAACGGAAAUCAAGAAUGUUCCUGAUGAGGCAGUGGGUUUACUAGAGGAAACGAUUGAACCUCGCAGUUCGCUUCCGCCAUUAUUAUUGAAAUUAAGCGAGCGACCUCCAGAACAAUUGGAUUACAUCGGUGUAUCUUUCGGGAUUACUGAACAACUGCUGAAGUUCUGGAAACGAGCCAAUUUCGUACCCGUAUAUUUAAGGCAAACUGCAAAUGACAUAACAGGAGAACACACGUGCAUCAUGCUCUACAGAACUCAAGGGGAACUAACUGCCUCUGAAUGGUUGCGUGAUUAUUGGAGCGAUUUCCGGCGGCGAUUCUUGAGUCUGCUUUCUUAUGCAUUUAACACAUAUACAGCAUCACUUGCAUUGAGCAUACUUGUUAACAAAACAAUACAACUAGAUUCUGUCACACUGAGCAAAGAAAUGUUGGACGUUCACUUCACAUCAUACGAUCUGAAGCGUUUACAAAUGUAUAGUAACAACAUGACAGAUUAUCAUUUAAUUAUGGAUUUAUUGCCGUCAUUAGCUCGCCUACACUUCUUAAACAUGAUGAACGAUACUCAUUUCUCAGCAGCACAGUCAGCAAUUCUGCUAGGCUUAGGUUUGCAACAUAAAACCGUCGACAAGCUGGCAGAAGAGUUGAAUUUACCGUCUUCACAGUUACUCGGACUAUUCAACCGUGUUAUACGUAAAUCAACACAAUAUCUAAAUAGCGUCGCAGAAGAACACAUUGCAAGUGUUAUAAUGACCAAAGAAUCGUCAGUGAACGGACAAAUAAAAAUGGAUCCUUUGGGCGGACAGAAUCUACACGAGGAGUUGGAGAGCGCAGCCAAGGAAUUCAAGAUCAAACAAAAAGAAGAAUUGAAGAAAUUAAGGAAAGAAAACCUGGACCAAUAUGUUAUUAAAGGCUUGGAAGCGGAAUGGACUAAUGCGUUAUCCGGCAAACAUAAUAAAAAUCUUAUUUCUGUGAAGACUGGUGAAAAACGACCGACCGAGAGUGAUCAUGCGGAAGAAAAACAGAAAAAACUUAAGAAAAAGAAAAAAUUUCUUUCAAAAACAUAACUCCUUAUAUAAAUUAGUGGGAGGAUAUUUAGAUAUAUAAUACUGAAAAUUUAUUUUUACAUGUAAAUAACGAAAAAUAU